This is a messenger RNA of Dunckerocampus dactyliophorus (ringed pipefish), 1311 nucleotides long. It is a transcript of the gene c9h3orf38, whose product is annotated as chromosome 9 C3orf38 homolog. The record is from RefSeq and is a predicted model, not a curated record. The coding region runs from base 63 to 977 and encodes 304 amino acids. The transcript has 4 exons. Lineage: Eukaryota; Metazoa; Chordata; Actinopteri; Syngnathiformes; Syngnathidae.
UCCUGCACGGGCAUGUUUCCAGUCGGUUCUUGUUGUUAUGCUAGUUUACGACUGCGGCGGGGAUGGCGGGGCUGUCGGGCCCAGCACGAGAUGGGUGUACAAAAAUACUCAAUUUAUUGUCGAAGGCCGACCUUCUUUCACUGAGUGACACCGUUACAAAUAAGAUGAUUGUAGUGGAGAACGUUACAGAGGCUGCAGAGGCAAUCCUCUCCUUCACUAGCAAUGCAGAGGAGCUCCUGAGGAGGAAGAAGGUCCAUCGUGAUGUCAUUUUCAAGUACCUGGCCAAAGAAGGGGUGAAGAUGCCCCCCAGUAGUGAGAAGCACCAGCUUGUGAAGAGGGCGCUGCAGCUAUGGUCAAAUACGGAGGUGUCGAUUGAAGAACGUUUGCCGGGUACGACUGAUCACACGAGACAAAGGUCAUUGGCAAACACACCCCAGGACACCGCAGACGUGAAAAAUGAUGCUACCUUUGACAUUUUGGCACUUGGGCAGCAGUUCUGCCAUUGGUUCUUCCAGCUUUUGAACAGUCACAAUCCCUCACUGGCCCAACAGCCUCAGGACUGGGGGCCGCAACACUUCUGGCCAGAUGUGAAGCUCCGCCUUAUUGCCAGAGCUGGAAGUGAACAGAUGGAAGAGUUCCUGGGUGCUGAGCUGGUCAGCUGUCGUCUCCUGGCCUUGACCAAGGAAGAGCAUCUCCUUCUCAGCCCCAACCUGGAGCCGCAUGGCCUCAAAGUGCUGGCCUCCCCCCACGGACUGGUUCUGGUGGCCGUAGCCGGGACCAUCCACAGGGACGCUGCCUGCCUGGGAAUAUUUGAGCAAAUAUUUGGACUCAUUCGCUCACCACUAGACAAUAACAGCUGGAAGAUCAGAUCAGUCACCUUGAAGAUCAGGGGGCAGGACGCUCUGAUGGGGAUGCAGAUGUCAGCACCCGCCCUUAGUUACAACUCCAGUGACCUCUUGCUGCUUUGCAGUUUAUAACAUUGAAGACUGUUUUUAUUUGAUUACAUUGUUUGACAUUGUUUUAUUGAUGAACCUGCUCCAAGGCAGAUUGUGUUUUAAAAGUGGAGUGGCUCACAUAACUCUCUUUCCGUGGCAUGUCGAUCAACACUGAUGCACAACGACAUGCAUGGAAGUAUGUCAGUUAUGUUACUUAAAAGCGUGACUGUGUCAUGUUUGCUUUUCCAGCUCUCAUAACAGUUUUCUGUUGAAUUUUACUUUGUUGUGACGUAUACCAAACUUUGGUGACUUGUGCCUUUAUUAACACUUCAUAUGAGUGCAGACAUGUACAUAUGUACCAUAUCAAAUAAAGAAA